GCACGUGGCCGUAAAUCGACGCAGUGUCGCAAAAUCAGCUCCUCGCCUUUUACGACACCUCGUUGCCGUAAAGUGUUUUCGUGUACACAUGGUUGUUGAUCAUGGAGGCCAAACCAAGAAAGAAAUCAUUCGCUGCUAAAGAUGGAAAGAAACCUGCCUUCAAGGGGAAAGGCAAAUUUGAGGGUAAACCUCCCGGUAAACACCCUUUCAAACCUCACAACGCAGACAAAAAGAAGCCUUUUGUAAAACCAGGAGGAAAAGGGGGAGCACAAAAAUUCAUGAAGCAAAAACCUACAGAUGGAAAGUUUGUGAAAAAGAGAAAACUGUCCGACGGGGACAGCACAAAGGAAGAAGGAUCUGAAGCAAAGAAACCCAAGUGGAACGAGUUUAAACAGAAGAAAAAGGAGCUGAAACAGAACCGACAACAGAACAACAGGAAAGACUCGUUCCAGACUGUGAUUAGAGCCAAACAAGUCUGGGAGAUGAUCAGAAGGAAGGAUUGUGACAAAGACAAGAAAGAAAAGUUGUUGAAAGAGCUUCGGGAGCUUGUUCGGGGAAAAGUUAAAACAAUUGCAUUUGCUCAUGACUCGACGCGAGUGCUUCAGUGCUUUAUACAGUUUGGAAAUGAUAAGCAAAGACAAGAAAUCUUUGAUGAACUCAAAGAUCACAUGGUGGAGCUGAGUAAAUCCAAAUAUGCUAGAAACAUUGUAAAGAAGUUUUUAAUGUAUGGGAGCAAACAGCAGGUGGGGGAGGUGAUGCUGGCCUUCAAGGGUAAGGUCAGACAGAUGUUGAGGCAUUCGGAGGCUUCGUCUGUGGUGGAAUACGCUUACAACGACAAGGCCAUUCUCUCCCAGAGACUCAUGCUUACAGAGGAGCUCUACGGCAACACCUUCCAAGUCUGCAAGUCCACAGUGUGUCCUACAUUAGAGAAGGUGUUGGAGAGUAAUCCAGAAAAACUGGAGAGUAUAGCAGAUGAAAUGAAACAGAUCCUCACACCAAUGGCUCAGAAAGAAGCAGUUAUUAAACAUUCACUCGUCCACAAGGUGUUCCUAGACUUUUUCCUCCACGCUCCAGAUAAACUCAAAUCAGAGAUGAUUGAGUCAAUAAGGGAGUCAGUGGUGUACAUGGCACACACGCACGAUGGAGCCCGGGUCACCAUGCACUGCCUGUGGCACGGCACAUCCAAGGACAGGAAGGUUAUCAUCAAAACUAUGAAGACGUAUAUUGCAAAGUUUGCAAUGGGAGAGUAUGCACACCUAGUCCUUCUUGCAGCUUUUGAUUGCAUUGACGACACCAAACUGGUCAAACAGGCUGUUCUAUCAGAGCUGGUGAGUUCUCUGGCUGAGGUCAUCAGCAAUAAACAUGGCAAGAAGGUGCUUCUCUAUCUUCUCAGCCCUCGGGACCCCGCCCACCUGCUACCAGAAAUCAUUCAAGUGCUGGAGAAGGGUGACGGAAACGCUCACAGUAAAAAGGACGUGUCUGUGAGGCGUCAGGAGCUGCUGGAGGCCAUAUCUCCUCCCCUGUUGACGUACCUGUGUGAGAAUACUCGCUCUAUGGUGAUGGAUAAGGCCUGCAGCGUGGUGGUCAGCGACAUCCUGGGAGCUGCAGUGGGAGACCUGUGGCCUGCUAUGGGGGCUGUAGCUGAACUGGCGGCUGAAGACUUUGUAGCUGGUGGUGUGGAUGGCCAGCUGCACAUGGCUGAGCACCCUGCAGGCCAUCUCGUGCUGAAAUGGUUGAUUGAGCAGGACGCCAAGAUGAAGGCGGCAGGUCGAGAGGAACGUUUCUCCAGAGUUCUACUUGAAAAAGUGGGCCUAGAUAAGCUGAAAACAUGGGUGUCAGUCAACCGUGGUGCUAUGGUCCUCUGCUGCCUCCUCCAGAGCGCAGACGAGGGAGUGGCGGAGGACGUGAGGACUGCUCUGUGCUCCAUUAUUCCCAAACUGAAAAAAAUUCAGAACUCAAAAGGAGUGGAGGCUCUGCUGGAGAAACUGGCCUAGAGUAAAAUCAGUACUGAUGAGCACCAUACGUUCUUACAGGUUCUCACACUGCCUCCAACCGGUGCUGGACCUCCUCGCCAAGAUCUGAAGAUCUCAACACCCAGACUUGCUUUCCUCUUUUUGGUUUAAGAGUAAUUUUGUAAUUCUGCAAGACAUUCUCAGUCAUGUUGUGCAAAGGAUUUUGUAAUUCUCAUUUUAUGAAUUGUUACUUAUGGAUUUAUAUGUAUGUAAAUACAAAAUAAAUAACUACAUACUCAA
This is a messenger RNA of Astyanax mexicanus (Mexican tetra), 2252 nucleotides long. RefSeq names its product pumilio RNA-binding family member 3 (gene pum3). NCBI's taxonomy places the organism in Eukaryota, Metazoa, Chordata, Actinopteri, Characiformes, Acestrorhamphidae. The record is from RefSeq and is a predicted model, not a curated record. Bases 102 to 1994 code for a protein of 630 amino acids. Gene Ontology annotation, biological process: regulation of translation. The transcript is spliced from 18 exons. Gene Ontology annotation, molecular function: mRNA binding. Gene Ontology annotation, cellular component: nucleolus.